AUCCUACAGGACUCACAGGACAAAGAACGUGACUGCCUUGAGACCGUGGAACUGCAGAUUGGACUUAGGGACUACGAUCCUGAGAAAUGCAAACGCUUUCAUGGAAGUGUACUCUUACAUCACCUGGCAGUUCCUCAGUUAAAGGUGUGUGUAAUUGGAGAUCUACAGCAUUGUUAUGAGGCAAAGGCCAUUGGAGUUGAUUGCUUGGAUGUGGAUGCCCUCAAGAAGCUGAACAAGGAUCAAAAGUUGGUAAGGAAGUUGGCCAAAUCGUACGAUACCUUCUUGGCCUCCGAGCCAAUAAUCAAGCUGAUCCCAAAGCUACUGGGUCCAGGUCUUACCAACGAGGGCAAGUUUCUCACUCCGCUGACGCACAAGGAGUCGAUGAGAUCCAAAAUCAAGAUACUUUCCACCAAGAAGCUACUCAUGAAGAAGAUGGCCUGUCUAUCCGUUAAUGUUGGGCAUGUCGGCAUGCACCCAGAGGAACUGACCCAAAACAUAAGCAUUUCCAUCAACUUUCUCGUUUCCCUGCUGAAGGGGAAUUGGCAGAAUGUCCGCUCACUUCAUAUUAAAUCAUCCUUGGGUGUACCUCAUCGUCUUUAUUAGAUGCCUUUUUAAAGAAAGCAAUAUGUGUAAAA
This is a messenger RNA of Drosophila suzukii, 635 nucleotides long. It is a transcript of the gene RpL10Aa, whose product is annotated as Ribosomal protein L10Aa. Lineage: Eukaryota; Metazoa; Arthropoda; Insecta; Diptera; Drosophilidae. The record is from RefSeq and is a predicted model, not a curated record. Gene Ontology annotation, molecular function: RNA binding; structural constituent of ribosome. Gene Ontology annotation, cellular component: cytosolic large ribosomal subunit. Gene Ontology annotation, biological process: maturation of LSU-rRNA; translation.